ACACAACCACUGCACUUCUCGAUAGUUCACAGGUUUUGGUGAUUUUGUGCAGAGAUGGAGGACGAGGUAGUUCUGUUGGAUACAUGGGCAAGCAUGUUUGGGAUGAGGGUUAGAAUUGCAUUAGCUGAAAAGGGUGUUAAGUAUGAAUACAAGGAAGAGAAUCUUAGGAACAAGAGUCCUUUGCUUCUUCAGAUGAACCCUAUUCACAAGAAAAUUCCAGUUCUCAUUCAUAAUGGCAAACCCAUUUGUGAAUCUGCAAUUAUUGUGCAAUACAUAGAUGAGGUCUGGAACGACAAGGUUCCACUCAUGCCCUCUGAUCCUUACCAGAGAGCUCAAGCAAGAUUUUGGGUUGAUUAUAUUGACAAGAAGAUAUAUGAUACUUGGAGGAAAAUGUGGCUUUCUACAGGAGAAGAGCAUGAGGCAUGGAAGAAGGAGUUGAUCUCUAUCUUGAAGCAGCUAGAAGAGCCACUUGGUGAUAAACCCUUUUAUGGGGGUGACACAUUUGGCUUUCUUGAUCUUGGUUUAAUCCCUUUCUACAGUUGGUUUUACACUUUUGAGACAUGUGGCAACUUCAAAAUGGAAGCAGAGUGUCCUAAAUUAGUGGCUUGGGCCAAGAAAUGCAUGCAGAGAGAUACUGUGGCCAAAACUCUUCCUGAUGAGAAGAAAGUAUAUGAUCAUGUUGUGGGCAUGAAGAAAGCACUUGAAUCUAAUUAGAGGAACUUCAUGAAUCAAUCCAUUAAUGACUUGCAUAUUAGAUAUGGUAUUGUAACGUCUUUUGUAUUUUUAUCAUGUGUUUGCUAGGCUCGAGUUACGUGUGCCUUGCUAGACACUUGAGUGUGUCUAGAGGAUUUGAAUCAGAUGAAAGAUUGAGGUUGUAAUGUUUUUUUUUUAUGUUGUGCAUUUAUGAUCAGUAAAAGGCUCAUUUUAUAAAGCUUAUAGAGAAUGUUUAGAAUUAUUUAAUAGGUUCUUUUCCGACGCUAAUUUAUUGUAAAAAUUUGACCACAAAACUUUUAGUAUAAGUUAAAAUGAACUUUUCU
Molecule: messenger RNA, 1037 nt
Organism: Abrus precatorius (Indian licorice)
Lineage: Eukaryota; Viridiplantae; Streptophyta; Magnoliopsida; Fabales; Fabaceae
Product: glutathione S-transferase 3-like
Exons: 2
Coding region: 55-714 (219 amino acids)
Biological process (GO): glutathione metabolic process
Cellular component (GO): cytoplasm
Molecular function (GO): glutathione transferase activity
Source: RefSeq, a predicted model, not a curated record